UAAUGUACUUACUUAGUUCUCAGUUCUGUUUCCUUUCUCUCGCUCUCCGCGGAAGAACACCUCUUCCUAGUUGUCUGCUUGGAUCGAGUUGCCCAGUUUCUCAACCACCAAACAAAAAACAAGAAGAGAAAACUUUCCAAUUUUGUCUCCAAGAGGUUUUUCGAAGCGAAGCGAUAGUUUUUGGUAUAAUUUCUGUCUAUUGGGAUUGAAGAAUCUAUCUUUUGUUGGUAAUCUUAAUUUGGUAUUUGGUUAUGUCUUAUUCCAGGUUUUCUUCUUUGAUCUAUCAUUUUCCUUUUGUAUAGUUUCUUUUGACCUAUUUCAUUCGUCGUAAACCCUAGUUUAGGUUAGGUUUGUGUUCAGGGGUUAUAAGCUUAAGAAAUUUAUAUUAAGUAAAAAAAGAAAUUAUUUGGAGAAUUAUUUGAUUCUUUUUUUGGUGUGUGUGUCUGUGUGUGAAUACAGCAAUUAGGUUAAGCCACCGGUUUUGUUUACCCAUAUUUGGGAUUGUAGUUGAUGUUUAGGUAUUUUAACCCAAGAAAAACUCUGAAAUUUUUGGUGCGUUGUUUUAGUUUGCCAUCCAAAAUCGAGGGUUUUUCUUAUUAGGUUAGAUCCUCCUCAAAAUUCCCUCUUUUUCUUUUUUUCCCCAUCGUUUUCCCUUCUUUUUAGCUAUUUUCGUAACCCUCCAAAACAAAUAAAAAAUAAAAUAGUUGAAUUUUUUUUUUAAUUUUUAUAUAGUAUAUAUUGAAGAAAGGGAAUUGGUUGUAUAUACGGUAUAGAACCAUGACUUUGAAUUUUUCCCAUCGGCCUGUUGUUCCUGCUCAUUUAACUGAAGAUCGGGUUUCUCCUAUGAGAAUCGUGAAUGGUUACCUUGUUGAAGGUAUCCCACAGAAGAAUGGAGAUGGGUAUUUGGAAUCUUGGCACUCAAAUUGCGAAAGGGAGGAUUGCAUUGAUUAUGGUAGGGACAAAAGCGGUGCUCAAUUUGGUUCUCUCGAGCCUGUUUCCAAUGAUAUUAUUGAUCUUUUGCCCUCGGAUCCAUUUGGAAUGGAUAUCACCUCUACUUUCACCGCAAUUACAGGUUGGCUUGAGGAUUUAGAGGUUGAUUCCGGUGGCUAUGUGAGAGAUGACGUGGGGAUAGGUGAUGGAAGUCAUCAGUUGUUUGCUGGAUUGAACUUUAUUUGGAACAACUCAAUGUGGUUCCAAACAUUUCCUGGCGAAUGUAAAGGCAGUGUUUCUGGUGGACUUGGUGUGUGUUCUCAGGCAAAGGAAAGAGGGAAUGUGUCUGAUCAUAUUGGUUUUGGAUCAGCUCAUAGUACACAGGGCAUUUUGUGUUUUGGGAAUGAAGAUAUGGUUUCUGUUGAUCAGGAAAAUGACGAAUUUCAGGAUUGUGAGGUUUGUUCUGAGGAACAUGAAGGAGCUCCUCAUGAAGCUCUGAAUUUUGCCUUUGGUUAUCUGGGUCUGCAGGAUCUAUUUGCUGUUGAAAGUGUUUGUAUGUCACUGCGAUCUGUAGUUCAGAAUGAUCCCCUUUUAUGGAGGAAUAUUCACAUUGAUCAGCCACUAAGCGAGAAGAUAACUGAUGAUGUUCUUUUACAAAUAACAAGGAGGGCUCAAGGUAGCUUACAAUGCUUGAGUCUGGUAGAUUGCCAAAGGAUUACCGAUGAGGGCCUUCAGUGCGUGGUUGAAGAAAAUCCAAAGCUAGUCAAGUUGAGUGUACCUGGAUGUACAAGGCUAAGUAUUGAGGGCAUUUUGAAUAGCCUAAAGGCUCUGAAGUCUGUGGGCAGACAAGGGGUGAAGCAUUUGAGGAUUGCUGGGGUGUAUGGUGUAACACAGAAACAUUUUGAAGAGCUGAAGUUGUUAUUGGGCAUGGACAACCAAAUUCAACAGAUUAUGCACAAGCCACAUUUUUAUAACAGAAGAAAUGUGUGUGAAGAUGAUCGUGCCAUUGAUAUCGAAAUGUGCCUGAGAUGCGAGAAUGUGAGGCUUGUUUAUGAUUGUCCUGCAGAGGGUUGUCAGCAGAAAGACCAUACUGCUCAGUUAUGCAGGGGAUGCACUCUUUGCAUACCACGGUGCGUCCAGUGUGGCCGGUGCAUUAAUGAUGGUGAGUAUGAGGAAACGUUUAGUCUGGAGUUGCUUUGUUCAGAUUGUUGGAGGCUACAAAUAAAAUCUUGAUGUCUAAAUUGCAAAACCUCGUGUUGCAUCUAUGGUUGGCAUUGGGCACUUCAUUGGCAUUUUUGGGUUUGCUUGUGGAUGGUCAAUACUGAAGUUGGUGGGAAAUGACCUAAGAAGUUUUAUUCUGUAUUGAAAUCUGUGUUGUGGAGAAUAAGGUGGAAAAUGGAAGUUUGCCUACUUGAACAUGAGCUGUUACUGUAGAAUGAGAAAUAUUUGUGGCCUCUGUUGCAGGAUGAAUUUGGUUGUGAUCAGUCUUGUUGCUGCGUAGCAGUGUGCACGGCAGGCCAUGAUUUUUCUGCUAGCAGCGGUAUAUGACAUCUCGACUUAUUGUUAUGAAAAUAAAGUUAUGGGCAAUAACAGAUAAACUGAAGUCACUGUUGCUUCGUCUUAAAUAUUCCACGGUAGACUAAAGGGGUACCAUCAUUUACUUUGUCAUCUAUUUGGUUUUCCUUGGAAACUACUUGUUUGAUGUCUCCUUUUAAAAAUAAUAGUAAACAUCAAUUAUCAUCAAUAACUACUAUUUUUUUAGAGCUAAAAGUGUGACAGUCUUGGUCAUUGUAUUGUAAGCAAAUAAUUUGAAAUUAUAAAAUGAAAUUAGUUUCCCAA
Gossypium raimondii (Peruvian cotton) is the source of this 2769-nucleotide messenger RNA. RefSeq names its product F-box protein SKIP14. Gene Ontology annotation, cellular component: cytoplasm. The coding region runs from base 778 to 2163 and encodes 461 amino acids. Lineage: Eukaryota; Viridiplantae; Streptophyta; Magnoliopsida; Malvales; Malvaceae. The transcript is spliced from 2 exons. Gene Ontology annotation, molecular function: protein binding. The record is from RefSeq and is a predicted model, not a curated record.